Eimeria necatrix is the source of this 579-nucleotide messenger RNA. RefSeq lists its product as hypothetical. The coding region runs from base 1 to 579 and encodes 192 amino acids. The record is from RefSeq and is a predicted model, not a curated record. The transcript has a single exon. NCBI's taxonomy places the organism in Eukaryota, Apicomplexa, Conoidasida, Eucoccidiorida, Eimeriidae.
AUGGCGCGGAGGCACAGCGGGCAGUUUCUGCUUUUGGCCAGCCAGGUGUCUAUACACCCCACGUGGAAGAAGUGCCCGCAGCUCAAAACCCUCACGAGGUCUUCGCCGCAAAAGUCGCAGAGGCAAAUCACGCAGCCGCUGAAAGUCGAGGCCAGCCCGCUGCAGCAGCAGCAGCAGCAGCAGCAGCAGCAGCAGCAGCAGCAGCGGAGGUGCAGCAGCAGCCGCGGCGGCGGCAGGCGCGCGGCAGCAAAGCGCCAGCAGCAACGCCGGCGGCAGCCAGAGCCAGCAAAGCAGCAGCAGCAGCAGCAGCAACAGCGGCGCCAGCAAAGCAGCAGCAGCAGCAGCAGCAGCGCCAGCAAAGCAGCAGCAGCAGCAGCGGCGCCAGCAAAGCAGCAGCAGCAGCGGCGCCAGCAAAGCAGUAGCAGCAGCAGCAGCAGCAGCGGCGCCAGCAAAGCAGCAGCAGCAGCAGCAGCAGCAGCGGCGGCACCAAAGCAGCAGCAGCAGCAGCAGCAGAGAGAGUGGUGUGAGAAGAUGGGAAGAGGGAGUGCUCCGGGCGUGGGGUACACAGCGCGAGAAUAG